Leptopilina boulardi is the source of this 1440-nucleotide messenger RNA. RefSeq lists its product as uncharacterized. The transcript has a single exon. Bases 1 to 1440 code for a protein of 479 amino acids. Lineage: Eukaryota; Metazoa; Arthropoda; Insecta; Hymenoptera; Figitidae. The record is from RefSeq and is a predicted model, not a curated record.
AUGAACGGAAACACAAUCAAUCUCAAAUUAACACCUAUGAAUUUACCGACAUUCAGUGGUUCUUACGAAGGGUGGUCGGGUUUCAGUGACGUUUUCAAAUCUUCCGUCCAUAAUGAUAAGCGAUAUUCAGAUGCUCAAAAACUGAUGUAUUUACGAUCAUGUCUAACUGGUAAAGCAGCUGAUAAAAUCGAAUCACUCGAAACAACCGACGCUAAUUACCAAGUAGCUUGGAAGUUACUAGAAAAAUAUUACGAUGACCCCUCUUUAGUUAUCAACAAUCACAUAAAGGCAUUUUUCGAAUUAACGAACUGCGCGAAUGCAUCCGCAACUGCCAUUAGCGAUCUUUUGAAUACCGUAACGAAAGAUUAUCGAGCGCUAGAAGCUUUAAACAAACCUUUUCUUGAAUCCUUUCCUGUUUAUGCGGUAGUAGCGAAAUUAGACCCACAAACUCGAUUAGAAUGGAAAGAGCAUGUCCAAUCUAAUAAUUCACCGACAAUGGAAGAAUUACUCGAAUUUUUACAUUGUCGCGAAACAGUAUUAGAAACAAAUAAGGUCAUGAAAAACGAUAAGCAAGAAAAAGUUACACAACGUAAUGAUAACCAAAAUCGCGGCGGUAACAAUUCGAAAUCACAUUUUAAUACGAAUCGUGGUAAAUUAUCGUACGCUACACACAAAGCAUUUUGUCAUAUAUGUAAAGGCGCGCAUUUUACUCAAACCUGUGAGAAAUUCACAAACGUGCAAUUAUCGGAACGAGUUGAUAUGAUAAAAAAUUUAAAACUGUGCAUUAAUUGUCUCCGAUCCAAUCACACAGUAGAGGAAUGCAAGGCUAUAUUAUGUAAAACAUGCAAUAAAAAACAUCAUACACUUUUACACAAAAACAGUGAUGAAAAAACAGCUCAAGUUAAUUUUGCAACCUUGCACAAUGUAGCUUCCUCUCAACUUUUGUUAUCUACAGCGAUUGUACACAUUCUUGAUCAAGAGGGAAAUCCUCACGUUUGUCGCGCACUUCUCGACAAUGGUUCACAAGUCCAUUUUAUAACAGAAAAUUUAGCGAAAAAAUUAGGGCUCAAACAAUUCGAUCAAGAAAUUCCUCUAGGUGGAGUGAAUCAAAUGAAUUCAACUAUAACGAAAAUAACUCAUUCAGUCAUUGAAUCGCGAUUAAACAAUUAUCGUACAAAAUUAACGUUCUUAAUUACACCAGAAAUCAACGAAUGCGCUCCGAGCGAGUCUAUCAAGCGAAUCGAAUUAAAAAUUCCACCCAACAUCCAUCUAGCAGAUCCACAAUUUCACAUUCCCGGUAAAAUUGAUAUUUUACUUGGUGCUGAAAUCUUUUUGAAACUCCUUUGCGUCGGACAAAUGUCUCUAGCCGAUGAUAACUUUACAGAAAACGCAUCUUGGUUGGAUUCUGGGAGGGAAAAUUCUGGGAAGGAAAUCUUCUAA